This is a messenger RNA of Fusarium coffeatum, 2154 nucleotides long. RefSeq lists its product as uncharacterized. Gene Ontology annotation, molecular function: carboxypeptidase activity. The coding region runs from base 1 to 2154 and encodes 717 amino acids. The record is from RefSeq and is a predicted model, not a curated record. Lineage: Eukaryota; Fungi; Ascomycota; Sordariomycetes; Hypocreales; Nectriaceae. The transcript is spliced from 4 exons.
AUGCAUUUUCGAAAGCUCUCUGCAAUUGCAGCUCUUGCUGCCGGCGCAUCCGCCUGCCAGCGUGAUCUGGUCAUGCACAAACGCCAUACCCAUCGCCAGCCUCUCACCAAGCGCAGCGACACCAACUGGCCCCCAGUCCUGACCGACCAGGAAACUAUUCUUGUCAAUGCCUUCGAUAACUCCUCUAUUGAUGAGUGGUCUGACUACUACGGUCACCAGAACAAGCUAGCUGGUGAAGGUAAAGAGGCUGCUCAAUGGACCGCGGAUCAAUGGAGCGAGAACGGCUUCGAGUCGCAUCUCGCUGAAUACCAUGUCUUCCUCAGAUAUCCCGUCUCUUCAUCUCUUCACGUUUCGGGGCCCAAUGGCACAAAGAACGAGAUCAACAUUCGGGAAGAGGAGCUUCCUGAGGAUGAUGUGACGAACCGCACUGAGAUCUCUCAGCAGACCUUCCUGGCUUAUGCGCCUGGAGGCAGUGCUUCUGCCGAAUACGUCUAUGCUGGUCGCGGCUCAAUUGAUGAUUUCGACCGACUUGUUGAACUAGGUGUCGAAAUUGAGGGCAAGAUCGCUCUUAUCAAGUACGGCGGUCUGUUCCGUGGUCUAAAGGUUAAGAACGCCCAGGACCAUGGUGCCAUUGGCGCUGUCAUCUUCCUCGAUCCCGGUGAUGAUGGAAACAUGACCGUUGCCAAGGGUGUGGAGGCUUAUCCCGAUGGCCCUGCCAGGAACCCCAGUGCUGUCCAAAAGGGCUCUACACUCUUCCUUUCCACUCGGACUGGAGAUCCCACGACACCCGGAUACCCCUCCAAGGAGGACUCCCCUCGAGCGGAUAUCUCUGAGGUCAUCGCCAAGAUCCCAGCCAUUCCCAUUUCAUACUCCGCCGCUGAGCCUCUGCUGAAGGCUCUCAACGGCCACGGUGUUUCAGCUGAUGAAGUCAACCGCACUUCUUGGUCUGGUGGUCUCGAUGCUGAUUACAGCUCUGGACCUGCUCCUGGUGUCAAGCUUCAUCUUCAAACUGAGACUCGCGACCUGAUUGCGCCUGUGCACAACGUUAUUGGUGUCAUCAACGGAACCAACGCUGAUGAGACAGUCAUUAUUGGUAACCAUCGCGACACCUGGAUGGUCGGCGGUAACGGUGACCCCAACUCUGGAUCAGCCAUCCUCAUCGAGCUUUCUCGCGCUUUCAAGAAGCUCACAGACUCUGGCUGGAAGCCCAAGCGUAACAUCGUCCUCGCUUCCUGGGACGCUGAAGAAUGGGGCAUCAUCGGCUCUACCGAGUGGGUUGAGGAGCACGUCAACUGGCUCACUGACACAGCCGUCACCUACCUCAACAUUGAUGUCGCUGUCAGCGGUCCUCGACCCAACCUCGGUGCCUCACCCGAACUUAGCACCUUUGCUACUGAGACCAUGAAGAAGAUCAUUCACCCCAACUUCGGUGGCUUCAACAAGUCUCUUUAUGAUGCUUGGCAUGAUGCCAGUGACGGUGAAAUUGAAGUCCUGGGUUCCGGUUCUGACUACACUGCCUUCUUCCACCGUGGUAUUAGCUCUCUCGAUACUGGAAGCAGUGGCGGUGCUAAUGAUCCCAUCUGGCACUACCACUCCAACUACGAUACCUACAACUGGAUGUCGAACUUUGGUGACCCAGGUUUUCACCUCCAUACCUCACAGGGACAAUACCUCUCUCUUCUCGCCUACCACUUGGCCAGCGAUGAUAUCCUCCCAUUCGACACCCAGAACUACGCCAAGGAGCUUCGCGCAUACUACGAGGAUCUCGUAGAGUACGUCGAGGGUGAAGAUGCUGACCUUGACCUUGAAGAGCUCGACGAAGCUAUUGAGACUUUCAAGGAAGCCGCCGAUGAAGUCAAGGCUCUUGAGGAGAAGGCUAGAGACUCAGACGAUGAGGAUCUCAAGAAGGUCGUUAACCACAAGUACCGUGACUUCCAGCGUGGAUUCAUCUCCCAAGACGGUCUUCCUGACCGUGACUUCUACAAGCAUGUCGUCAACGCCCCUGGUCUCGACACUGGUUAUGCCGCUGUUACCUUCCCUGGUAUCACUGAGGGUGUCCAGUAUGCCAAGGAUGGUAACUUUACCAUUGCUCAAGAGUGGGUGGGCAAGACUGCUCGUGGUAUUGUUGUUGCUGCGAACAUUCUCAAGACAUAG